AUGAAGGGUAUAGACCCUGCAAUAACGUCUCACGAGUUAAACGUCGAUCCGACGUUCAAGCCUAUUCGACAGAAGAGACGAAAGCUCGGACCCGAAUGGUCCAAAGCAGUGAAUGAGGAAGUAGACAGGUUGCUUGACGCAGGCUUCAUUGCCGAAGUACGGUACCCGAAAUGGCUGGCAAACCCCGUCGUUCCCGUGGUCAUUAAAAAGAAAAAUGGGAAAUGGCGCAUUUGUGUUGACUUUACGGAUUUGAACAAAGCAUGUCCAAAAGACAGUUACCCACUCCCGCAUAUCGACCGUCUGGUGGAGUCGACUGCCGGCAACGAGCUCCAAACAUUUAUGGACGCUUUUUCCGGAUACAAUCAAAUCAUGAUGCACACGGACGAUCGCGAGAAAACGGCGUUCAUAACAGACAGGGGGACGUAUUGCUACAAGGUCAUGCCUUUCGGCCUAAAGAACGCAAGAGCGACUUACCAGCGUCUGGUCAAUAGAAUGUUUGCCGACAAACUCGGCAACACUAUGGAAUUUUACAUUGAUGAUAUGCUGGUCAAGUCACUUCGCGCCAAGGACCAUCUCAACCAUUUACAAGACUGCUUCAAAACGCUGAACGAGUACGGGAUGAAGCUCAACCCGGCGAAAUGCACCUUCGCCAGGGAGGCAUCGAGGCAAACCCAAAACAAAUAA
Messenger RNA from Brassica oleracea var. oleracea, 684 nucleotides. RefSeq names its product RNA-directed DNA polymerase homolog. The record is from RefSeq and is a predicted model, not a curated record. Bases 1 to 684 code for a protein of 227 amino acids. NCBI's taxonomy places the organism in Eukaryota, Viridiplantae, Streptophyta, Magnoliopsida, Brassicales, Brassicaceae. The transcript has a single exon.